AUGUCAGACAGUGAAGAAAACCUGCAUCGUUUGGAGGGAACUUCUAGCAAUGCUCCUGGAGGUCUUAUUAUCAAGAAAAAAGAUAAACCGCCUGAUUUCCAAUUUGCCAAACCUUCCCUAUUAGGUCUAGAUAAAUUGGCCGCUGCUAAAAGAAUGCAAAACCGCUUAAUUUCCUUUCAAAACGAAGACAACUAUGGAGAUGAUGUUGAGGAUAAAAGUGGUUCUAGUGGUGUAAGGGAGCGAAAAUAUAGGAAACAUAAUGAAGAAACUCCGACGUAUACCGGAGGCUUAUCAGAACAAGCCCGAGCAAGGAUGUUGGAAAGAUUAGAAAUGAAAGAAAAGAAAGCAAGAGAAAAGGGUGUGCAUAAUUCAACACAAGAAGAGAAAAAGUCAUAUUCCAAAGAUGAAGAAGAUAGCCGAUUUAACCAUUAUGGUCGUGGGCAACGCGACAAGGACAGAAGACGUGACUAUGAUAGACGAGACAGAGACAGAUAUAGGGAUCGGAAUGACAGGAAUAGGAGUGAAAGAGAUAGAAGGAGAGAUUCAGAGAGGAGGGAAAGAGAUACUGAUAGAGAUAGCUCACGACGGAGUUAUUAUGAACCCAGGUUUAAAGAUGAACCGAGGACACCAAGUAUAAAAGCUCUGAAACCAACGGAUAAAACAGCUUGGGAUGAUGAUGACGAUGAUCCGAAGGCUGUCCGUAAGUCAAGUUGGGACUUCCCUACACCGCUGCCAAGAGAUUUGGUGGAUAGAUCGGCUCGAAGUGAACGCAAACCAACCAGAGACUAUAAAGGAAGACCAUAUGAAGAUACCGUUAGAGCUACACCUCAUAAAUGGGUGAGCUCACGUCGUGGUCUCGAUGUAGAUGACCCUGAGUGGCAGGAAGCGGAGAAGAAAUUAGAUCGAGCCUGGUACAACAUGGGAGAAGGUGAGACGGACGAAUCGGAUCCGUUCGCCGGGACUAGCGCGGAGUAUAUAGCGAAGAAAGAGGAACAGAUAGAAAAGAGACGGAACAGGAAGGUGUCGGCCGCGAGGCAGCAGAUAGACAGAGACAACGAGCUGUGGGAGAGGAACAGGAUGCUGACCAGCGGGGUCGUGCACGCUAUUAGUGUUAACAACGACCUGGACGAGGAAAACGUAGACCGAGUACAUCUCCUGGUGCAUAACAUAGUCCCACCAUUCCUCGACGGGAGAAUCGUGUUCACUAAACAACCUGAACCUGUUAUUCCUGUCAAAGACCCCACAUCAGACAUGGCGAUAAAUGCUAGGAAAGGGUCCGCUUUGGUGAAAGCAUUCAGAGAACAGAAGGAACGAAGAAGAGCACAGAAGAAACAUUGGAAAUUGGAGGGAACGAAGAUUGGUAACAUAAUGGGCAUACAGAAACAAGAGGAGGAAAUAGAAGACGGACCAACGAAACAGGCGUACAAAUACGCUGAACACUUGGAUAAAGAGGGCGAGGAGGCGGAGUCAAAGUCAGACUUCGUUAAGAAGUUGUCAAUCACUGAACAGAGACGCUUCCUGCCCGUGUUCGCUGUGAGGGAACAACUCAUGCAAGUGGUUAGAGAGAAUAACGUUAUCAUUAUAGUCGGUGAAACUGGCAGCGGUAAAACGACCCAACUGACACAGUACCUGCACGAGGACGGGUACAGCAAGAUGGGCGCCAUCGGCUGUACACAACCGAGGCGAGUGGCCGCCAUGUCUGUGGCCAAGAGAGUCGCUGAUGAGAUGGGAGUUAAAUUGGGCGAGGAGGUUGGUUACGCGAUCCGUUUCGAGGACUGCACCAACCCGUCGACCGUCAUCAAGUACAUGACGGACGGGAUCCUACUGCGUGAGGGUCUGCGGGACCCGGACCUCGACCAGUACAGCGCCAUCAUCAUGGACGAGGCGCACGAGAGGUCGCUCUCUACGGACAUGCUGUUUGGACUUCUCAGAGAGGGUCCCUUAAACCUACACCUGGGUCACAAGUCCCAGGCACUGUUGAAGCUCCUCUCCCUACAACGAUGGACCCGACACACGCACCGUGAAUACAUGGAAUGA
Molecule: messenger RNA, 2037 nt
Organism: Danaus chrysippus (African queen)
Lineage: Eukaryota; Metazoa; Arthropoda; Insecta; Lepidoptera; Nymphalidae
Source: the annotation of a GenBank genome assembly